Pteropus alecto (black flying fox) is the source of this 465-nucleotide messenger RNA. It is a transcript of the gene LY6K, whose product is annotated as lymphocyte antigen 6 family member K. The record is from RefSeq and is a predicted model, not a curated record. The transcript has 3 exons. Bases 1 to 465 code for a protein of 154 amino acids. Gene Ontology annotation, cellular component: acrosomal vesicle. Lineage: Eukaryota; Metazoa; Chordata; Mammalia; Chiroptera; Pteropodidae. Gene Ontology annotation, biological process: binding of sperm to zona pellucida.
AUGGUCAACCCCGUGACUAGGAGCAAGACGCAGAGGGGCAGCAUGUCGCGCAGGAGCGUGGGCCUGUGGCGGGAGCCGGGCGCAUGUCAAAUACAGUGUCACGUUUGCGAAGCGUACGACAACUUCAAUUGCUUUAAUCCAGUCACCUGUGACCAACAUGAGAUCUACUGUGUCACCGCUGCCGUGCGAGUUCUCGUGCGUUUCAUCUACGUCACGCGGCAGUGCGCGAAGUCCUGUCCCGUCAUUCCUGUCCAGGAAGUGGUGGUCAGGCCGUUCGUGCUCGUGAAGCCCAUGCCUUUCCUGUUCGCCAUGUGCUGUCGGUCAAGCCUGUGCAACAUCCACUCGCCGUUCAUCAACGACACAGAGCUAGACUACAGAGGAGCCGGCCACACGGGCGGCGGCCGCGCGGGGCUGGUGCUGCUCCUGGCGCUCGCCGCUGCGUCGCUGGCCCUCGGACUGUGCUGA